This is a messenger RNA of Aspergillus novofumigatus IBT 16806, 1482 nucleotides long. RefSeq names its product asparaginase family protein. Gene Ontology annotation, biological process: protein maturation. The record is from RefSeq and is a predicted model, not a curated record. Lineage: Eukaryota; Fungi; Ascomycota; Eurotiomycetes; Eurotiales; Aspergillaceae. The coding region runs from base 1 to 1482 and encodes 493 amino acids. Gene Ontology annotation, molecular function: threonine-type endopeptidase activity. The transcript has 5 exons.
AUGGAAAUGAGAGAGCUCACCUUCAAGUAUGCGAAAACUUUUGGUCUGACUGCCAAUAGCGCUUGCAAAGCCGCAAUGGGCAUUUUGAAAAGCGGUGGAUCAGCUCUGGAUGCUGUUGAGAUGGCCAUCAUUGUAAUGGAGGAUGACGAGAUGACAAAUGCUGGCUAUGGGAGCAACCUGACGAUCGAAGGAGCUGUCGAAUGUGAUGCUACUAUUGUCGACCACCAUGGCAGGAGCGGCGCCGCUGGAGCCGUCUCGCAGGUGAAAAAUCCGAUCUCUCUAGCGCGAAUGCUACUUGAAACCUCUGCAAAGCCUUUAACUUGCCACAGAGUGCCUCCAAGCUUCCUCGUUGGUGAGGGUGCAACGGACUUUGCUUAUGAGCAAGGAUUGGUCAUACUGCCUCCUGACGGUCUCAUAUCGCGCUUUUCGAAAGAGAGAUGGCACCGCUGGCUGCAGGAUCUCGAGGCUGCUGAACUGGUCGAAAGGAAACGGGAUCCUUCACGUUUUCGCAUGGAAGAAGAUAGAGCAUCCUUCCUUCGUCGGCCAAUGCUGAAUCGUAAUCCCGCCCGCCUCAUUGACAAUACUCGUUUACGCCCACAUCUACCCAGCUCUCCCUUUACCGGAGUCGACUUGCUGAACCCUCUUCCUCGUCUCCAGGCUCCUGUAGGUGGACAAAGUAUAGCUCCUGCACCACCAGCUAUGGCUUCUAACCAUGGACACGGCAUGUGUCCUGCAAGUGGACAACCUAUGGAUGUGGCAGGUGGACAAAGUAUUGCUCCCGCACCUGAGCAAGGUAUGGCUGCCUCAGCCAACACCCAUGCAGAUGGUGCGACUUUCCGCGCGAACCCUACAACAGCACCUUGUGCACCUGACACUACUUCCAUGCAUGCUCACCCAGACGCUGCAGAUGAGGAUGAAGAUAUGAUCAGCGAUACAGUCGGGGCUAUAGCUGUAGACUGUUAUGGCAAUAUUGCGGCAGGUUCUUCCUCUGGCGGGAUUGGCGCGAAGCAUCGCGGUCGAAUUGGGCCUGCCGCGCUGGUGGGCAUCGGCACCUAUGUGAUUCCUGUGGACACCAGCGAUCCCGAACAAGUAUCAGUCGCUUCGAUUACAUCGGGCACAGGCGAGCACAUUGCUACAACUAUGGCUGCGCAGACGUCAGCUGCAAGACUCUAUUACUGUCAAAAGAAGCGUAAGGACGGCACUUUCGAAAAUGUAUCCGAAGACGAAGCUAUGAAUGCGACGAUAGCCACUGAGUUCAUGGAGCAUCCCGGCGUGAAAGCAAGCCCUUGUGGAGGCGCUAUCGGAAUCUUGACUGUCAAGAAGACGAAGGAUGGGAUUUUCUUCUACUUUGGUCAUAAUUCUGAUUCUUUUGCUCUCGCUUCCAUGAGUAGUGAGGAUAGGAAACCGCUGUCUGUGAUGUCUCGCAACCAGGGAAAUUCGACUAUUGCUCAAGGUGGCCGCGCCUAUCGGGCCAGAAGAUAA